GAGCAAUGCAAGUUGACAGGCUGACAUGUAUGCUUGAUACCCAGCACACCAGAAUAAACACUCAGGAACAGUGAUUUUGGCAUGCGAUUUGUGAGUGGAGGCAACACUGAAAGUGAAGAAAAUUGAAUCAAAAGGAUCUCAUUUUUGAUAUUCAGUAUGAAUACAUCAGAGUAUGAGUCAUACUUGGAGGACUAUGAUUAUAAUGACACCUGUGAUCAGGAUGGCGGUCCAGAGUUGCCCAAUGGAACCACAAUAUUGCACAUGCUGUACUACAUGCUGAUUUUUCUAAGUGUGCUAGGCAACACCACUAUUUUCUGGGUUCUCACCCGGUACAUAAAGUUGAAAAGUAUGACGGAUGUAUGUCUGCUCAACCUGGCUCUGUCUGACCUCAUACUGGCUGCAUCCCUGCCCCUCUUGGUCAACUAUCAGAACCUCGCAACCUGCAAACUGCUGACAGGAGUCUAUCAGGUGGGCUUCUACAGUGGAAAUCUGUUUGUGACCCUUAUGAGUGUGGACCGCUACUUGGCUAUUGUCCAUGCUGUUGCAGCCAUGCGAGCGCGCACACUUCGCUAUGGAAUCAUAGCCAGCAUCACUAUCUGGAUCAUUUCAGUCAUCAUGGCAAUCCCUGGGUUGAGAUUUGCCGCCUUGGAGAUAGAUCCAGAAGACAACAGCUCAGUGUGCCAGCCAUUCUACCCACAUGAGAGUCAGCAUUUGUGGAAGAUGCUGCGAAACUUCAGCGAAAACACAGUGGGGCUAUUUGUGGGCCUCCCCAUCAUGAUUUUCUGCUAUGUGAAAAUACUUGUUGUGCUGUCCAAGUCCAGGAACUCCAAAAAAGACAGAGCUAUAAAGCUAAUAUUCACAAUAGUUUGCGUGUUUGUCAUUUGCUGGGUCCCCUACAAUGUUGUGGUUCUUCUUAAAACUCUACAGCUGUUCCUGGAAACCCUGAAAACCUGCCAGGCUGAAAAAGCCAUCAACUCUGCAAUGAGCUAUGCUGAAAUCAUUGCACUGUCUCACUGCUGUGUGAAUCCAAUCAUCUAUGCAUUUGUAGGGGAGAAGUUCAGGAAGUCCCUGCGUAAUGCGCCGACUAGGUACUUCUGCUGGAGGCAGCUGAGCAGAGGGACUUUUAGCCACAGAGACACCACCGAGAAAGAGACGUCCAACACGCCUGUAAAAUCAGAUUAUUAAGAAUGCUACAAACACAUUGUUACAAAGACAGUGCAGUGUGUGUGUGUGUGUGUGUGUGUGUGUGUGUGUGUGUGUGUGUGUGUGUGUGUGUGUGUGUGUGUGUGUGUGUGUGUGUGUGUGUGUGUGUGUGUGUUGUGUUGCAUGUGGUUGCUGCUUCGAAGAGGUGAAAAAGAAGAAAGGAUGAUUUUAUUUGGAAAGUGUACAAAAUAUUAUGAAACAUGUAUGGAAAUCUUAGACAAAAUAAAAUGUGCUUAUUUCUUUUUAGAAUAAGUGAGAACA
Molecule: messenger RNA, 1464 nt
Organism: Notothenia coriiceps (black rockcod)
Lineage: Eukaryota; Metazoa; Chordata; Actinopteri; Perciformes; Nototheniidae
Product: C-C chemokine receptor type 1
Exons: 5
Coding region: 157-1185 (342 amino acids)
Biological process (GO): positive regulation of cytosolic calcium ion concentration; G protein-coupled receptor signaling pathway; cell chemotaxis
Cellular component (GO): membrane; external side of plasma membrane
Molecular function (GO): C-C chemokine binding; C-C chemokine receptor activity
Source: RefSeq, a predicted model, not a curated record